GAGGAGUGGAGGUGGAAGGUGGCCGAGGGGUGCGGUUUGGCUGUGGUUUGAGAGGGUCGACGGGAACCCUUCCGAGAUCUUUCACGGCCCCGGGUCCCGAGACCGGUCCCAGUGACCCCUGUGAAAAGGUCAUCUGACCCCCCACCCCCAAAGGAGUCAUGAUCUACAAGUUGAGAACUGCUGACUUAGAAGGGCAUUCUCCAUCCUUAUGAUAUUUAAUUCUUCAGACCAGGAAGAAUAAGAUAUGUCUGUAAUUCUCAUCCUUCGUAUUUUCCAGAUCAAGGUCAUUAUUUGUACCUAAUACUGCUGCAACUUCUCUUGCAGGCGGCCGCUGUGGAUAUGCUGCUGCUCUUCGCUCUGGGAUUGCUUGUCCAUUUUGUGUUCUUCGCCUCCAUCUUUGACAUUUAUCUUACAUCUCCUCUGGUUCAUGGAAUGACUCCUCAGUUUACACCGUUGCCUCCUCCAGCAAAAAGAUUAGUGUUGUUUGUUGCCGAUGGCCUGAGAGCAGAUGCUCUUUAUGAACUAGAUGAAGAUGGAAACUCCAGAGCACCUUUCAUUAGGAAUGUUAUAAUGCAUGAAGGCAGCUGGGGAGUAUCUCACACACGUGUGCCAACAGAAUCUCGGCCUGGCCAUGUAGCCUUGAUAGCUGGCUUUUACGAGGAUGUCAGUGCUGUUGCCAAAGGAUGGAAAGAAAAUCCUGUAGAAUUUGACUCUCUUUUUAAUGAAAGCAAGUACACAUGGAGCUGGGGGAGUCCAGAUAUCUUGCCUAUGUUUGCCAAAGGUGCUAGUGGUGACCAUGUUUAUACAUACAGUUACGAUGCUCAAAGAGAAGACUUUGGUGCCCACGAUGCCACAAAACUGGAUACGUGGGUUUUUGAUAAAGUUAAGGACUUCUUUGAUGCUGCAAAAACCAACCAAUCUUUGUUCUCAAAAUUAAAUGAAGAAAAAGUAGUUUUUUUCUUACAUUUAUUAGGAAUAGAUACAAAUGGACAUGCUCACCGGCCAUCAUCAAGGGAAUAUAAGGACAAUAUUAAAAAAGUUGAUGAUGGAGUAAAGGAAAUUGUGUCAAUAUUCAAGCAUUUUUAUGGAGAUGAUGGGAAAACUGCAUUUAUCUUUACCUCUGACCAUGGAAUGACAGACUGGGGUUCCCACGGGGCUGGUCAUCCUUCAGAGACUUUAACUCCUUUUGUUACUUGGGGAGCUGGAAUCAAAUUUCCUCAAAAUGUGUCAGCUCAGCAAUAUGAUGAUGAGUUUUUAAAAGAAUGGAGAUUGGAAAACUGGAAGAGGCAAGAUAUCAAUCAGGCCGAUAUUGCACCACUGAUGGCAUCCCUUAUUGGAGUCCCCUUUCCUCUUAAUUCGGUGGGAAUUCUUCCUGUGGGUUAUCUUAACAACACUGGUCUCUUCAAAGCAGAGAGCAUGCUUACCAAUGCAGUACAGAUUCUUGAACAGUUCAAGGUGAAAAUGACUCAGAAAAAAGAAGCUACUUUACCAUUUUUGUUUACACCGUUUAAGUUGCUCUCAGAUUCUCAACAGCUGGACAUUUUAAGAAAAGCAAGAUCUUACAUAAAACAAGAAAGAUUUGAUGAAGUAGUGUCCCUCUGUGAGGAGCUGAUUGACCUUGCCCUGAGAGGACUGUCCUAUUAUCACACUUAUGACAGAUUGUUUCUGGGCAUCAAUGUUGCAGUUGGUUUUGUGGGAUGGAUGUCUUAUGCUUCUUUGUUAAUCAUCAAGUCUCAUUCUAAUAUCCCAAGAAGCACUAGGAAGGAAGGUAAGAAGCCUCACCAUCUCCUGCCUUGUAGCUUCGUGGCUAUUGGUGUUUUAGUAGCAUGCUUCCUGACGAUCCAAGCCUGCCCCUGGACUUACUAUGUGUAUUGCUUGCUGCCAGUGCCUAUAUGGUAUGCAGUUCUAAGAGAACAUGAAGUUAUUCAAGACCUGGUUGAAUCACUACUGACUUUUCCUCUGAGGCAUUUUGUUGCCUACUUGCUUGUCUUUACCUUGGGUAUUGAAGUACUGGUGCUCAGUUUCUUCUACCGAUACAUGUUGACAGCUGGACUGAUUGUGUUUGCAGGUUGGCCAUUUCUCACUCAGCUGUGGACCCGAGCAAAGAUCACCUGCCUGAGUUGGGCUUUCUUCUCUUUGCUUCUUGCAGUGUUCCCACUGAUGCCUGUUGUGGGUAGAAAGCCAGACCUUUCUCUAGUAAUGGGUGCCGGAUUGCUGGUUCUUCUGCUGUCGCUGGCUGUUCUAACAACUCUCGUAAAAAGAAAAACUAAUUUGGUAAAGGAGGAACUGUUGGUACUCCUGUUACAGAUGCUGAGUACAGUACUCUCCAUGUAUGUUGUGUACAGCACCCACCACAGUCUGCUAAAGAAAGAAGGCCUGCCUCUUAUGAAUCAGAUUGUGAGCUGGGCAACAUUAGCUUCUUCCCUGGUGACACCGCUCCUGAGCUCCACAGCCCUCUCCCAGCGACUGGCCAGUAUACUUCUUUCCCUGAUGUCGACCUACUUGCUCCUAAGCACAGGGUAUGAAGCUCUCUUUCCCUUAGUGCUGUCCUGUUUGAUGUUUGUCUGGAUACACAUGGAACAAGAGACCCUUCAACAGCCUGGUGUUUCUUGUAAACAGAAGCUGACCAGCAUCCAGUUCACCUGUAACACUGACAUAGCUCAGCUCCGACAGCUCUGCUUGGAUGACGUCCGUAGGGCCUUUUUCCUUGUUUUCUUUUUAUUAACUGCAUUUUUUGGAACUGGAAAUAUAGCUUCUAUUAACAGCUUUGACCUUGCCUCUGUGUAUUGCUUUCUGACUGUGUUUAGUCCCUUCAUGAUGGGUGCACUCAUGAUGUGGAAGAUUUUAAUUCCUUUUGUUCUUGUGAUGUGUGCUUUUGAAGCAGUUCAGAUAACUACACAGCUGUCAUCAAAAGGCCUUUUUCUUGUUGUUCUCAUCAUAUCAGACAUCAUGGCUUUGCAUUUUUUCUUCUUGGUCAAGGAUUCUGGCAGCUGGCUUGAUAUUGGAACAAGCAUCAGCCACUAUGUGAUCGUCAUGUCUAUGACCAUCUUUCUGGUAUUUCUUAAUGGCCUGGCACAAUUGCUCACAACAAAGAAACUCCAACUGUGUGGCAAACCCAAAAGCCAUCUUAUGUGAUGUUGGUGAAGCCAUCAGUCAGCAUCUGCAUCCUGAUUCUCCUUUUUAAAGAAAAGUCCCACCAAGGAGUCAAGAAAAUGGAUACUGGACCAGCGAGAUGACUCAGCGGGUAAAAGUGCUUGUUGCACAAGCUGACAGCCUGAGUUUGAUCCCUGAAGUCCACACUGGAAGGAGAAAACAGACUUCCAAAGGUUGUCCUUUGGCCUCUGAGUACACGCUGUGACACACACUCACUAUGCACUGGCACGUAUAUCAUGCAGGUAUACAUCACACGCAUACGUGAUAGCACUGCAUAUUUAAGAGAUGAUGGAUGAUGACUCACAGUACGCAUUUUGGAUUUACGGGUGUUCUGAAGUAAUGGUUUUUCUUUUGUCUGACAGCUUUUCCCUGCAGCCCUUUGCUCCUCCCUGUCAGCUUCCUGUAGCUGUGGGGCAGUACUGACACAUAACAAAGUCAUCCCCAAGUGGGGACUGAAUGGAACCACAGGUUACAACAUAAACUCGUAAACCCAGCAUCGGCUAGCUUUGUGUUAGCUCUGACUGCUGGAGCACGUGAUAAGUAAGACAGGUGGGGCUGCAGUCUGGGAUUUACCGAGUUGAGCCUCAGGGCAAAGCUGUCUGCCAGGCUUUGCCAUUCCUGCUCCUGCAGUACAUAGGCUUGUGCCUCUCUGAACUGCCUCAGGGGGUUCUUAUAGCCAUCCAGCUACAUUCUGUCAAUUUCUGGAUCAACUUCAAAUCUGGGGGGACUCUGCGGCUUUGUUGGUUAUUGUCUCAGUGUCACUCCCCAAAUCAGAGGCUGUAGUUUCCUGACAGUAUCAUAAAGACUCAAAUCGAUACUCUUUUGUCUUGAUAUUCUAGCCUUGACCAAAGGCCAGCCAUCUCAUUAGAUUGGGCUUUCCCUUUGUAUAUUCUAAUGUAUAAAGUAAUUUGAGAGUAGUUUUCAUUUGCGUUUUCCAUAAAGUGACCUAUAUAGUGUAGAGUUGCUUGUACAAUAUUGUUAACUGCUUAGCUGAUAUUUUGCUGGUAUUAUCCCUUUUAAAAAAAACAGUUGCUUUUGAUUGAAGUUAUAAUAUUACUAUUCUAAAUUGAUGACUAAAAAACUCUUUAUAAGUUAUUGGCAGGUAAGGAAAUAUAUGCUCUAGAAGAGUAAUCUCAGCUGAGCAAAAUAUACUUUAUUUUCUACUGAUACAGCAGGAAACCCAUUAUAGUGCAUUAAUCGAGAAAUACUGGUCCUAACACAGGCCUCAGCAUCACUGUGGAACAGUCUAGGUAGCAGCUAAGGAGCUGCUGCAGCAAUGCUGACACAGGCAGAACCAGGACCCAGCUACCUUCCCAGACCCUCGGGUGAUUUCUGAUCCCAUUAUAUGAACACUUACCAUUUACCUUUGUACAGGGGGUAAUAUUAAAGGGUGUGUGUGUGUGUGUGUGUGUGUGUGUGUGUGUGUGUGUUCAUACACAUGUGAGCACAGGUGCCUUCAGGGUCCAUAGAGAGCGUUGGAUCCCUGCCUGGAGCUGCAGUUACAGGUUGUGAGGUUGUGAGACACCAGCCUGUGCUUCUAAAACCGUAUGUUUUAUGAAAAGAAUUAAAAGUAGGCAUCUCAAGGUGAAAAAAAUUGAAAUAUUGAAUGACAGAUGAAAAACGUACUAUGUUACAUGAAUCAUGAAUGAUUCUUUGCUAUUAACUGUAAUGGUCAUAAUUUGAAAAUAAAUUCCUUGUACUUUAUUAUUUAGUAUAUAAAGUCUUAGAACACAAAAUGCUUUCUUACAUUUAAAAAAAUUAUAUAAUAAGCUGGAUGUGGUGACCCAGGCCUGUGUAUAAUCCCAGAGUUUACACGGCUGAGGAGGAGUAGUGAAAUAUUACAGUCAUGUCUUUAGAGACAGGCUGCAGCUAAGUAUUCCCCUCUCCUUGUGGGAGCCAAGUGAGCCCCAUAUACCCAUUAGAUGCCAUCUCAUCAGGAAGCCAGAGAGAAUGACACUGAACCACCUCAGUAAUGGAGAGUUCCCAUGUCCCACUAGGGGUCAGGGUCUGUUAAGAGAACAAAGGUAGCCUGGUCAGGGGCUCUUAUUUCUUCAGUAGUUCGUUAUGCCAACAAUGCCCUCAUCCUCUCUAAAAUACUUGAAAGUGGUUAAGAUUAUUGUGCUGUGUGCUUUCAGUCCCUGGUAAUGUCUUGGUAGCAUUCCCCAUUUCUUCCCUGGUAUAGUUUAUAAAAAUAGAUUUCUAAAGGUAAUUCUAUAAAGAAAAAUAUUUGAGGUAUAAAUGUCACUAAUUUUCUCUAGUACAGUAAAAUAGAUUGUUGAUGGACUCUCCGUGAGAAUUGGAAUAUUUAUGUGCACAACAGGGUUUUGAAAAUUGUUUCAAAGCAUCACUUGUUGAUAAAUAUAUGAUAAUAAAAGGCUUCCUUGAUUAAGUGUUUGAGAAACAUCUAGGAUAGAGAGGUUUAAAGGUGUGUUUAUUUCUGGGAGUUAGUGAGAUCGAUUUAUGCAGGAUGCCCACAACCUCCGUAUGUCUGGCAGCAGGGUGUUUUCUCCCUCCUGAUGGGUAGGUAUAUUUUACAAAUGUUUCCAUGUACUUUUCUACACAAUUUUUAAACGGGUGUUAUAUACUUAAUUGAAACUUUUCCUGGCCAAAAAAAAAAUGUUUAUUAUAACUGUGAAACUGGGAAAACUUGAGAACAUACUGGGGAUUUUGCCUGUACAUCACUGUCUGUCCCUGUUGGAGUGUCUUCUCUUUUGCAUCCUCAUCCUGAAAAAAAUAAAAUCACAACUCUCAA
Arvicanthis niloticus (Nile rat) is the source of this 5905-nucleotide messenger RNA. It is a transcript of the gene Pign, whose product is annotated as phosphatidylinositol glycan anchor biosynthesis class N. The record is from RefSeq and is a predicted model, not a curated record. Gene Ontology annotation, cellular component: endoplasmic reticulum membrane. Gene Ontology annotation, biological process: GPI anchor biosynthetic process. Gene Ontology annotation, molecular function: mannose-ethanolamine phosphotransferase activity. NCBI's taxonomy places the organism in Eukaryota, Metazoa, Chordata, Mammalia, Rodentia, Muridae.